Molecule: messenger RNA, 249 nt
Organism: Ilex paraguariensis (yerba mate)
Lineage: Eukaryota; Viridiplantae; Streptophyta; Magnoliopsida; Aquifoliales; Aquifoliaceae
Source: the annotation of a GenBank genome assembly
AUGACGAGGAUGGCGCUGCUGGGCGAGUACGCUAGUGACAGCCUCGCUGGGUGCUGGGCGCAGACGGGUGAGCGCAUUGAUGUUGUGCGCAACGAGGACAUCGACGAGGUGAGCCAAGAGCGGCCACGAUGGAAGCUGGGCAUGGAGCUGCGCAGGUACAGGAGGAAGGGACACCAGGAGUUAGGCGCCACGAGGGGGAGCCAGGAGGUUGGGGCGCUAGGAGGCAGGGCACUAGGAACUGGGCAUUAG